This is a messenger RNA of Tarenaya hassleriana, 729 nucleotides long. RefSeq names its product glutaredoxin-C14. The record is from RefSeq and is a predicted model, not a curated record. Gene Ontology annotation, cellular component: nucleus; cytoplasm. The transcript has a single exon. Lineage: Eukaryota; Viridiplantae; Streptophyta; Magnoliopsida; Brassicales; Cleomaceae. Bases 82 to 390 code for a protein of 102 amino acids.
CGUUCAAACAAGCAUAAAAGAAGCUCCGUAACUAAAUCAGAUUCUCGAUCGAGUGUCUGAAUCUGGUCUUAGUGUGGAGCCAUGGACAAGGUGAUGAGAAUGUCGUCGGAGAAAGGCGUGGUGAUAUUCAGCAAGAGCUCGUGUUGCCUUUGCUACGCGGUGCAGAUUCUGUUCCGAGACCUGAGGGUUCAGCCGACGAUCCACGAGAUCGACAAUGACCCUGACUGCCGCGAGAUCGAGAAGGCCCUCGUCCGCCUCGGCUGCCCCACCGCCGUCCCCGCCGUCUUCGUAAGCGGCAAGCUCGUCGGCUCCACCAACGAAGUCAUGUCCCUCCACCUCAGCGGCUCCCUCCUCCCCUUGAUCAAGCCCUUUCAGUCUGUCCAUAACUAACAUCAAUCUCUCUUUCUUCUACAUAUAUAUGGAGAACAAGAAGCCCUUGUUUAAGUAGCCAGUGAGAGUGAUGAUUAAGAAUAAAACCAUUGGAACGUACGUAGCUCAUAAAUUAAACACCAGAAACCCUAGUCCUUCGACGAGCUCUUGUCUGAAAAUGUGUGUCAUCGUCAUGUGUAUUUGUUAUUACAGUUAUGCGUUUAAUAUUUCUCUUGCUUGUUCGUGUCUAGCUAAUUAGGUACGCCCUAAUUAGCUAGAUCUCGUGCAUGCGCCUAAUCAGUACGUACAUGUACUGGCGAUGUGUUUAUCUAUUAUCUUAAUGGACAAAUAUUUAACAUA